UCCAAUCAAUGUAGAACUAUUGUCCAUAUUACUCAUACUUGAUACAUUCUCAACACCGAUCAGCGUCCAUCUAACUCUUCUUGUCCUUCUCUCUCCAUUGACCGUAUGUAAAUUCUAACACAUCACAACCCAGAACCACGAUUUCACCUGCUUUAGCGUUUUCAAUGGAAUCAUUGAUUUCUCUCAAGGGACACUUUUAUGCAUUUCCUUCCUUCUCAUCCAAAACCAGAACCACCAUUCCUCCUACUCAACUGAAUACUUAUAGAAAAAACUUCCUUUUUACUGUUCGAGCACAGAUGGACCCUAAUGAAGAUUCAGCUACAAUAUCCACAUCUGGUGAACCUGUGGUUGAAGCUCUUAAAGUUAAGGAAUGGGAAGUAGGAAUGUUUCAUAAUGAGGUUGCUGCUACCCAAGGUAUAAAAAUAAGGAGAAGUCCACCAACUGGACCCCCUGUUCAUUAUGUAGGACCUUUUGAAUUCCGAUUGCAGAACGAGGGAAAUACACCUCGUAACAUCUUGGAAGAGAUUGUAUGGAACAAGGACAGAGAAGUCUCACAACUAAAAGGAAGAAAACCCCUUGGUCUGGUUAACAAGUCCCUUAAAAAUGCACCUCCUGUUAGAGAUUUUAUUGGAGCUCUAAGGGCGGCUAAUGAACGAACUGGGUUGCCUGGAUUGAUUGCUGAAGUGAAAAAGGCUUCACCAAGUAGAGGCAUUUUGAGAGAAAACUUUGAUCCAGUUGAAAUUGCUCAAUCUUAUGAGAAGGGUGGAGCAGCAUGCCUAAGUGUUUUGACAGAUGAAAAAUACUUCAAGGGAAGCUUUGAAAAUCUUGAGUUAAUAAGAAAUGCUGGAGUAAAGUGCCCUUUGUUGUGCAAAGAAUUCAUCAUAGAUGCUUGGCAACUCUACUAUGCUCGAUCUAAAGGUGCAGAUGCAGUCCUUCUAAUUGCCGCUGUUUUACCUGAUCUUGACAUCAAGUACAUGGUUAAAAUAUGCAAAUUACUUGGAUUGGCCGCCCUUGUUGAGGUGCACGACGAGAGGGAAUUUGACCGUGUUCUUGGAAUAGAAAGUGUUGAGCUUAUUGGCAUCAACAACCGCAAUCUUGAAACAUUUGAGUUAGAUAUCAGCACCACGAAGAAGCUUCUUGAAGGAGAGCGAGGCAAAAUAGUUCGUGAGAGAAACAUAAUGAUGGUAGGAGAAUCUGGUUUGUUCACUCCUGAAGAUAUUGCCUAUGUACAAGAAGCAGGAGUUAGAGCUGUUUUGGUGGGAGAGUCUCUUGUGAAACAGAAUGAUCCUGGAAAGGGAAUUAGCAAUCUGUUUGGCAAAGAUAUAUCUGUCUGAAUUGAGAAAUAUACAUAGCCAGAUUAAGUUAUCAUCAAAAUUUUGUUAGCUGCAAACAUAUACCAACAUACAUUUUUAUGUUGACAGUUUUUCAGUACAGAUUAUAAUAAGAUUCUUCUUUUGAUGCCUUUUACAA
Messenger RNA from Lathyrus oleraceus (garden pea), 1470 nucleotides. Its product is annotated as indole-3-glycerol phosphate synthase, chloroplastic. The record is from RefSeq and is a predicted model, not a curated record. The transcript has 10 exons. Lineage: Eukaryota; Viridiplantae; Streptophyta; Magnoliopsida; Fabales; Fabaceae. Gene Ontology annotation, molecular function: phosphoribosylanthranilate isomerase activity; indole-3-glycerol-phosphate synthase activity. Gene Ontology annotation, biological process: L-tryptophan biosynthetic process. Bases 165 to 1334 code for a protein of 389 amino acids.